This is a messenger RNA of Acanthoscelides obtectus, 1500 nucleotides long. NCBI's taxonomy places the organism in Eukaryota, Metazoa, Arthropoda, Insecta, Coleoptera, Chrysomelidae. The record is from the annotation of a GenBank genome assembly.
CACUGUCAGUGUAUUAUUGUUCUGUCACAGAUUAUUACUACUCUGUGUCUGUGAUAUGACAUAACCUCAUUCUCAUCAUAAGACAAACAGUGACAAAAAGUAACUUUAGUUUUUCUUUGCUUUUUUACACAUUUGUCUGCAUUAAAACGCUUCGAUUUCCGAAUCAAUUAACACAAUGUCUUCAAGGAGAAAACUGAAAAUAGUAUUUAUUCACCCUGAUCUGGGAAUAGGCGGUGCAGAGAGGCUGGUACUCGAUUUAGCGGGUGCACUUACCAAUGAAGGGCAUGAAGUGAAAUUCAUUACGAACCAUUUCGACAAAAACCACGCAUUCGACGAACUGAAGAAUGGAGAGUAUCCAGUAAAAGUUUACGGAGAUUGGCUGCCUAGGAGCAUUUGUGGAUUUUGUCAAGCAAUAUGUGCAUAUGUUAGAAUGAUCUAUCUCAGUAUUGUGUACAUUUUUUUCGCAAAACAUUCAGAAAAUGCAGAUCUCUACAUAACAGAUCUCAUACCAGUGGCGAACAUUUUCCUAAAACUGGCUAAUGAGAAGGUUAUUUAUUAUUGUCACCAUCCAGACCUACUAGCCAGCUCGCCAGGUGGUAUACUGAAGAGAUGUUAUAGGAAACCAAUUAAUUGGCUAGAAAUGAAGGCUACAGCCAAAGCAGAUGUGAUUCUUGUCAACAGCGAGUAUACUGCAUCAGUAUUUAGAAGAACAUUCCCAGAAAUCAGUAAAUCAUUGAAGAUACUAUAUCCAACAGUUGCAAAUACUUACCAACAAACUGUUGAAGCCCUCACUGAAGAAAAACCUAUUGAAUCAUUAGUACCAGCUAUCAAAAGCAAUGUGCUCAACAAAGUUGUAUUUUUGUCUAUAAAUCGGUUUCAUCCUGCUAAAAGACUAGAACUUUCCAUUGAGGCAAUGCAUCAUUUAAAGAACAAACUAAACAGAGAAGAAUGGGAAAGAACAUUCCUGAUAUUAGCUGGAGGCUUCGACCCCUUGUCUAAAGUAAAUGCACACACAUACAAUGAAUUACAAGCAUUAACGAAAUAUAGAAACCUACAAGACAAAGUUAUAUUCUUAAAGUCACCAAGUGAUACUUUAAAAGCUGAACUUCUAAAGUCUUGUACAUGUUUAAUUUAUACUCCUGUGAAUGAACAUUUUGGUAUCGUCCCUUUAGAGGCCAUGACUGUGAAGAAACCUGUGAUUGCUGUUAAUAGUGGUGGGCCAAGAGAAACUGUUGAACAUAAUGUAACUGGAUAUCUAUGUGAACCAUUAGGAGAAAAUAUGGCUGAAUAUAUGGCAAAAUUUUUUAAGGAAGACACUAGGAAAAUGGGACAGCAAGGAAGGAAAAGAUUGGAUGAGACUUUUUCAUAUGAUAUUUUUAAGAAGACUUUAAAUGAAGUGAUAGAAACAUUAUCAGAAGAAAAUAAAAAGAAUGAUUAAUAUUUUAUAAUUUAUGUCUUAAGAUUAUACACUAUAUUUAAAUACAUAAUUACAUAAAUAGA